GUCAUAAUAAACAAGACAUAGUCCAUUAACCUCAAAAUUUAAAAUGUCAAUAUCUUAAAUAAUAAAUAAUCUUAUUAAAAUGACUUCUCACGGAAAAUUAGAAACCGAAAAACUCAAGGAAAAUUUGGAGAAGCAACUAGACAGACUAGUCGAACAAUUACAGGAUUUAGAAAAUUGCAAGGAUGAUUUAGAUAAGGACGAGUACGAAGAAAUUAAAAACGAUACAAACGAACAAUUACUGGAAUUGAACAACAGCUUGAACAAAUUAGUCAAGGGAGAUAUUUCGCUUAUCAGUGCAUUGGGUGCAGUCCAACUUGCUACUCAAGCAGCUAUAUCAAAAGCAUUCAAAACCCCUGAGGUUAUAAGACUGUUUGGGAAAAAAGAACCGAAGCAAUUGAGGGAAAGGUUGUUUUUAAUCGAUGAAGAAGUGAAACGAAACAAAUUGAGCGAAGAAGCCAGAGAUAGACAAAAAGCCGAAAUAUUGAUAGCAUUGAGACAACUGAACGAACAACUGACGACAGAUGAACUGAGAUUUUUGGAAAAGCACAAUCAUAUAGCCAAAGCCUUUUUGGAAUGCAAUUUCAUUGAAGUAGAAGAUGAUUAAGUAGAUAUUUGUUCGCUUUUAUACUUUUAAAACAAGUAAAUGUAACAAAACAAUUUUGAUAAUGCAACAUUUUUUUUUGUAUGCUUUCUACUUAAUGUAACGAAAAUUUUGGAAAAUAUAUUGUUUU
This is a messenger RNA of Phyllotreta striolata, 731 nucleotides long. The record is from the annotation of a GenBank genome assembly. NCBI's taxonomy places the organism in Eukaryota, Metazoa, Arthropoda, Insecta, Coleoptera, Chrysomelidae.